This is a messenger RNA of Racocetra fulgida, 383 nucleotides long. The record is from the annotation of a GenBank genome assembly. Lineage: Eukaryota; Fungi; Glomeromycota; Glomeromycetes; Diversisporales; Gigasporaceae.
CUAACAAUUGCAUCAGUUAUUAUAGAUGAUGCUAAUCGAUCUCUCAUAAACAAAAAGAAAGAGGCAAAUAGUGAUGAGGCAAAUGACUUCUGGAAAGGCGUUGAACAUGAUAGAAAUGCCAAGGAAUUUGAAGCUAUUCUUGAAAAUUUAGAUGUCAUAAAACGCACUUCCGAAAAUUACCAAGAGGAAAAUUUUAUUGAUUCGAAUAAAAACAAUUAUUCUUUAAGAAAAAAACAACGUCAAAAUUAUAAUGAAGAAGAAAUGAUUAAGAGGCAAUAUCAAGACAGAGAAACUUCUCCAUCACCACGCCGACAACAUGCAGGCAACCUCUUAUUUGAUAACAGCCAGGAAUCUGACGAGUCGGAUACCGGAAUUGAACCUAG